AUGACUUUAAGUGUUGUAUACUGCCGUGUUUCUAAACAUAAGCUAACAGAGUGCAAGCGCUUUAAAAAAUCACUACGAAAAGAUCGGUGGCGUCACGUUAAACGACACGGCAUCUGUUAUAAGUGUUUACUAUCGCGUCACGAUCGAGAAACAUGUCCGGCCGCGCCGUGUGAUAUCGAGAACGGUGGACAGUCGCAUCAUCGGUUUAUUACAUUAUCCUAUAACAAAGAUAUUCGUUCCCCGGGUAAUAUAAACAUUACGGAAAUAACAGAAAGUGCAACAGUGACGAACAUUAAUUUAUCUAACUGUAAAGUGUUUUUGAAAACCGUGCCUAUCAAUAUUCAUGGGCCAAACGGUGUAAUUAGUGCUACUGCUUUGCUAGACGACGGGUCGACCGUAUCGUUAAUAGAUUAUGAACUUGAACUCGGACUAAAUGGACAUAAACAAAUUAUGCGUGUGAGUGGUGCAUGGAACAAUAACUCAUUAAAAUGUGUUUGUGAGAUAGUAGACUUAAGCGUGUCAAACAAAGACGGAACUAUGUUUCCUAUUCGCGUGAGAAGUGUAAAAGACUUAAACUUACCUGUACAUGAUUCAACGUCGAUUGAUCUUACUAACUAUGUACAUUCUAUACCUGACAUAAAAAAUUGUUUAAAUAAUGAACUCUGUAAACCUAAAAUAUUAAUUGGCCAAGAUAAUUAUGAUUUAUUGUUACCGCUUAAAAUAAUAAAAUUAAAAAAUAGUAAAUUAUAUGUUACACGUACUGAGCUAGGCUUAUGCAUUCAUGGAUGUUUACGCGAACCAUCCCCGCUCCACCAGACCCCGCCCAUUAAGCGAGUACAUCAUUCAGCGUUAUUCAUUACUAACGAUUCAGAUAAAGAAUAUGAAAAUAAGUUACGAAAUUUAGAAGAACAAAUACGAAUAUCAUUUACAAUCGAAUCAAUGGGCAUCAGCAUGAGACCCAGGAAAAAUCCGAAGAUCUUCAAGCUAUACAAUUUUAGAAAAACAUCUGUACUUAAAAAUGGAAGAUGGCAUGUCGGUUUACCCUGGAAAGAUAAUACUGUAAACUACAAACUCGUACCC
Messenger RNA from Brenthis ino (lesser marbled fritillary), 1080 nucleotides. NCBI's taxonomy places the organism in Eukaryota, Metazoa, Arthropoda, Insecta, Lepidoptera, Nymphalidae. The record is from the annotation of a GenBank genome assembly.